AUUAACAAACUUGAUCGACGGCCACGCGGGUCACGUCAGCAAUCGGACCGCCAAGCGUUUCCCAUCCCGGUGUUUGGCAACGGAGGAAGAAAAAGCUCCGUGCGGAUCUCGCACUUCACAUGAAUCCCAUUCCCAUCAGACUUCCUUUGAUAUCAAGUCCCAAGUCGCAAGUCGCAAGUCGCAAGUCCCAGGGCAGUCUAGCGAUCACCUUUCGGGAGAUUUAUCUUCAACAGCUGUGAACUGAACUCCCGGCAACACUUCCAAGGAUCGUCGCUCACUAGUAUCAACACCCUUCGUAAAAUGGAAAAUUCUGGAAAUCCACAAGAAAUGACUGUGCCACCAGUGGAAGGUGUCGCUGGAGGAGGGACAGCUUAUGGAUGGAGUGAUGGUGUAGUGCACCCUUCAAAUAGCCUUAAGGGGUCGACAGAUCCCACAGAGGUUCCAUCAGCUGAUUUAUUGCAUGUAUGGUGCAUGCCAAGCACAGCAAAUGUUGGACCCCAAGAAAUGCCUCGACCCUUGGAACAUGUAACUCUUCUAGCGGCUAGGAAUGAGAGAGAAAGCGUUCAAAUUGCUAUGCGUCCGAAAGUUUCUUGGGGUGGUUCUGGUGGGGCUGUACAGGUUCAGUGUAGUGACCUGUGCUCACCUUCUGGUGAUAGGUUGGUUGUUGGAGAAUCAUUGAAGUUGCGGCGGGUGGUGUCCAUUUUAGGUGUUCCAGAUGCUCUUGUACCCUUGGAUCUGCCAGUUAGUCAAAUAAGCCUACUUCCAGGAGAAACAACAGCAAUUUGGGUUUCUAUAGAUGUUCCGAGUACGCAACCCCCUGGUCAGUAUGAAGGGGAGCUCAUCAUCACUGCUACAAAAGCCGAUGCAGAAUCUCGAGCAAAGUGCCUGGGCAAAGCUGAGAGGCGUCAACUAUACAGUGAACUUAAGAACUUCCUUGAAAUUGUAGAGCCGAUUGAUGGAAAACCAUUGGAUGAAGUUGUAGAAAGAGUGAAAUCUGCCACCACGACUUUAAGAAGCAUUUUUCAGUCACCUUCAUUUUGUGAGUUCUUUUCAGAUGGUCAUCCAGUUGAUAUGAUGGAUGAAGAUGCUAUUUCAGACCUCUCAGUACGCAUGAAGUUGAGUUUGACAGUAUGGGAUUUUGUUCUUCCAUUGACACCUUCGCUUCCUGCUGUAUUUGGUAUAUCUGAUACCGUCAUUGAAGAUAGAUUUGGUGUUGAACAUGGGACUGAUGAGUGGUAUGAGGCAUUGGAUCAUCAUUUUAAGUGGCUUCUUCAAUAUAGAAUUAGCCCUUAUUUUUGCAGAUGGGGUGAUGGCAUGCGUGUUUUGACAUACACCUGUCCAUGGCCAGCUCAUCAUCCAAAGUCAGAUGAAUAUUUUUCAGACCCACGACUUGCAGCAUAUGCUGUACCAUAUAGUCAAGUAGUGCCUGGUGGUGCAGAAAAGGAUUACUUGCAGAGAGAAAUUGAGACCUUAAAGACAAAGACUCAUUGGAAGAAAGCAUACUUUUACUUGUGGGAUGAGCCUCUGAACCUGGAACACUUUGAUAACAUACGCAACAUGGCUUGCGAGGUUCAGGCUUAUGCUUGUGAUGCUCGUAUUCUAACUACUUAUUAUAGCGGGCCAAGUGAUGCACCUCUUGCAUCUAAUAACUUUGAGGCUUUUGUGAAAGUUCCAAAGUUCUUACGUCCUCAUACUCAAAUUUAUUGUACAAGUGAGUGGGUUUUUGGUAACCGAGAGGAUCUAGUGAAGGAUAUUAUUGCAGAACUACAACCAGAAAAUGGCGAGGAAUGGUGGACGUAUGUGUGCAUGGGACCAUCCGAUCCUCAUCCCAACUGGCACCUUGGGAUGCGAGGUACACAACAUCGAGCUGUGAUGUGGCGCGUAUGGAAAGAAGGUGGCACAGGGUUUUUGUAUUGGGGUGCCAACUGCUAUGAGAAGGCAACAGUCCCUAGUGCAGAGGUAUGCUUUAGACGUGGCCUCCCCCCAGGGGAUGGGGUCUUGUUUUACCCUGGUGAAGUGUACUCAACUUCUCAUGAACCAGUUGCUUCAGUUAGGCUAGAGCGCAUUCUCAGUGGCUUGCAGGACAUCGAGUACCUGAAGCUCUAUGCAUCAAGAUAUGGUAAGGAGGAAGGAGUUGCUCUCUUGGAAAGGACAGGUGUAUAUAUGGGCCCUGAGCGGUACACACUUGAGCACAUGUCAAUUGACAUGAUGCGGGGUGAAAUCUUCAAUGCAUUCCGAUGCUGAAAGACUUAAAUUUUCCAAGACAUCACUUGUUUCCUCUUGUAUUUCUGUUUUGUAUUUGACUUAAAUUUUCCCAGACAUCACUGAUUCCUUCUUUGUAUUUGUGUUUUAUAUUUGUAUUUAUAGAAUGUUUUGUACACUCUGAAAAUGGUAGACAAACGUGAAAACCUCAGUGAAACUGUGCAGAUGUAGGAAACUUAGGAUAGCCAGGCGCACCCUGGUUUUUCGCCACUCCAUUUCCAUGUUCUGAUGUUUGCGACCUUGAAUUUUGCUUUCCAAGUAAUUUUCUGCCAUUUGAUUACUUUGUUUCUC
Vitis riparia (riverbank grape) is the source of this 2553-nucleotide messenger RNA. RefSeq lists its product as uncharacterized. NCBI's taxonomy places the organism in Eukaryota, Viridiplantae, Streptophyta, Magnoliopsida, Vitales, Vitaceae. The record is from RefSeq and is a predicted model, not a curated record. The coding region runs from base 301 to 2244 and encodes 647 amino acids. The transcript has 16 exons.